Haliotis rufescens (red abalone) is the source of this 3257-nucleotide messenger RNA. RefSeq lists its product as uncharacterized. The transcript is spliced from 4 exons. The record is from RefSeq and is a predicted model, not a curated record. Bases 950 to 1939 code for a protein of 329 amino acids. Lineage: Eukaryota; Metazoa; Mollusca; Gastropoda; Lepetellida; Haliotidae. Gene Ontology annotation, biological process: negative regulation of DNA-templated transcription; negative regulation of circadian rhythm.
AUUUUUGUACAGUCCACACACAUUGGCAUUUUUUAUGUGAAACAAAAAUAUCAUCUUUGUAUAUGUUUAAGUAUUUCAUGGCCAUGUCAAAUGUCUAAGAUCUGGUUAUGCUUGGGACUGGCCUUUCACGUGGGCAAACUGCAUGUAACGGAUUAAGUGGGCUCACGUUGUAAGCUUGGUGGCCUGGAGCACAUUGUCGCAUUGAGUAUAGCCUUGGGGACUCAGGCUCACCGUCAUUGGCUGCUGGCCUUAAGCUGCUCGUAAAUAUUGUUUCUCUGAAGCACAAACAUGGGGAUCGAAAAAUGUGCAGUGAUAAAACAUUGAGUCUUGCUUGGCAUGAUGAAGUCUGACCGUGAACUUCAGGCAGUGGGGAUCUGGCCAGUGAGGUCUCAGUUUAUGUGAGCAGCUAGUGCCAGUGCGAGCUUUGAGGAUGACGACCGAGUUUUCUUCUGACAAGUUCAGUGUGAAAAGAAGAUCAUCUGGAGGAGAUAUUGGGAGACAAUUGUGAAUUUGAAAAUCUCCUUUGGGAAAAUUGGAUGGUCUAAAAUUAAAUAGGUUACAGAUUUUUCUUAGACUUUUAGGAUAUUUUGGAAGAGCGUUGACAUGGAUGUCAUUGUUGCAGUGAUAUGUUGCUUGACCCGAUGGAAUACAGACUGUGAUUAUGUGAAGAAAGAGUUUUCUUACAUGUCAUUGCAAAUAUGUUGAGCAGAGUUGGGAAAAGGAUGAACCUGUUGGAUUCUAUUAUUUAAACAGUUUCUGUUCUGGAAGGAUAAGUAAAAAUCAUUAUGAUUUGUCUAUGUUUGUGUUGAUUGCUGCCAUGUAAUUUAAGGCUGAAACAGUAUGUACUAACAUUGUACCAAGUCGUCAAGCAGAAACAGCUGUCUACCACUAUAUACAGUACAGGGGGAUAAUCUGUGGAAGAUAUCUGAGGACUGUUGAGACAGUUACAAUGAAAGUUGAACUUGCUGAGGCGGACACGACGACUCCUAAGCAUGGGACUGCUAUCAAUGUCCAGCAGUUUGUGGAUAUUGUCCAAAGUGUGAUGUUGCCAGGGAUCGAGGCUGUGUGUGCGUCGGAUGACAAAGGUCCCCAACACAGGCCAGGAGAUGCGUGGAUGGGAUACCAUCAAAUGGGCUGGCCCAGUCAGGAGUAUUCACCUCACCACCCCAGCCGGCAGGUGCUCAACAUCCUCCACCAGCAACAGCAGCAGCAACAUCAGCAACAGCAGCAGCAUCACAUGUUGUCUCAAUCCUCCUCCUGGCAGAGCCCUACUAGCAUGUCCUCCUUACUGCGAGGUGGUGCAGCAUUCACUGGAGGGGCAACAUCUACAGACAACUCCAGCUAUCCCAAGGAUGAUUCUGUUCAGCCUUGCGAUGCACAGUCAAGGAGCAUGAGUGCUGCAAGACGUAGAGCGAUACCUCAUUCUUCAGGACUUGUGGACCUGCAGAGUCUGCCUGGUACUACAACCCCAGUUACUCGCGUGGCUUGUGUUCCCUUGCCAACCAAGUGUGUGACUGACGCCAUUGACAUGAACUACCAGGAAUUGGACAGCAGUGACCAUAGAGGCCGCAGCUUGCUCAAGAGGAAGUAUUCACUGAGCAAGUCGGACUCAGCAUCCAGUUCCAGUCCAAAGCAGAUCCACCUGGAUGAUUCCAUGCAGGCUGAGAAGAAGAAGCGGUUUGCUCGUACAACUGAAGCUUUGAAGAAGCUGGGCUUGUGGGAGAUUGCAAUGAGGACUGGCGAAAUGAUUAUUCAGAAUAGAACACUUCAACAGGAGCUGAACGAACUGAGACAAGAAUCUAAACAGCUGAUGCUAUCUGUGUUGAAAAAUCCUGAAAAUAACAGUUUCAAGCAAGCUCUUCUCACUAUGCAGGCACAAUUUUAUGCCCGUAAACACAAGUCCUUUGAGAACCACAACAUUUCUAUCAAGUCUUCAUGAUUGCCAUUGGUCUCUGUUCUGGAUUCGUCUCAUUUGCAUAUCAUUUGCAUAUCAUUUGCAUAUCAUUACAACCUAAUUGGAAGUUUCAUGUUAUCUAAAUCAGUUUUUGUAGCAUGUGUGAAAGUCCACCUUUUUAAAAUGUGUACAAAAAUCUGUUUUGUUAGAAUAUGUUCAAGUUUGAGAUGUACAUAAUCUUUGAAUGUUGUAAAUUUUGAUUGUAUGUAUGCUGUUGUGAUUUGUUACUAGUCGCAGUCAAGGCACUUGUGUAUAGGCUUUAUCUCUAAAUGUUGUGCUGUUGAGACUUUUCACUGCUUACCAAAGGUUAAUUGGUGUAUUGUGCACAUGGUUUUUCUAUUCAAUUAGGAAUUCAGAUUCUUUUUCUUUUUAAUUAGGCUUCAAGGCAAAUAUAAUGUUUUCAUGUAUUAUUGGAGAAAAGCAAUGCAGCAGUUGGACAUGUACAUGCAUAAUCUGUGGUUAGAGUCCCCUCAUCCCUUCCCACACCAGUACCCCGCUGUAUCAACCCCUCCCAUACUAGUACCCAGCUCCAUCAACCCCUCCCACACAAGUACCCCUCUGUAACAACCCCUCCCACACAAGUACCCCUCUGUAUCAACCCCUCCCACACAAGUACCCCUCUGUAACAACCCCUCCCACACAAGUACCCCUCUGUAACAACCCCUCCCACACAAGUACCCCUCUGUAACAUCCCCUCCCACACCAGUACCCCUCUGUAUCAACCCCUCCCACACAAGUACCCCUCUGUAACAACCCCUCCCAUACUAGUACCCAGCUCCAUCAACCCCUCCCACACAAGUACCCCUCUGUAACAACCCCUCCCACACAAGUACCCCUCUGUAUCAACCCCUCCCACACAAGUACCCCUCUGUAACAUCCCCUCCCACACCAGUACCCCUCUGUAACAACCCCUCCCACACCAGUACCCCUCUGUAACAACCCCUCCCACACCAGUACCCCUCUGUAUCAACCCCUCCCACACAAGUACCCCUCUGUAACAUCCCCUCCCACACCAGUACCCCUCUGUAUCAACCCCUCCCACACAAGUACCCCUCUGUAACAACCCCUCCCACACAAGUACCCCGCUGUAACAACCCCUCCCACACAAGUAUCCCGCUGUAACAACCCCUCCCACACAAGUACCCCUCUGUAACAACCCCUCCCACACCAGUACCCCGCUGUAACAACCCCUCCCACACCAGUACCCCUCUGUAACAACCCCUCCCACACAAGUACCCCUCUGUAACAACCCCUCCCACACAAGUACCCCUCUGUAACAACCCCUCCCACACCAGUACCCCUC